UUUUCACCUCGGGUUUGCGUAAAUCCGUCACGUCGCGUGCUUUCGGACUUGGAGAGAAGCCGAACCCCACAAAACCUCCUCCCCCCUCGCCGCCGCCGCCGCCGCCAUGGCCGACGAGCUCGACGAACUCCUCGGCUUCCUCUCCUCUCCCCAGCCAAACGUGCGCGGCGCGGCGGCGGGCAUCGUGCGGGGGCUGACGGGCGACGCGGACGGCCUGCGCGCCCUCUCGGCGCGCGCCGACCGCGCGCUGCCGGCGCUGCUCCGGCUGCUGGCGUCCGCGGGGGGCGAGCUGGGCACGGGGGGAGCGGCGGCGGACUCGCUCGUCAACCUCAGCCAGGACGGCGCGCUCUCGGCCCGCCUCGUGUCGCUCGGCGCCGUCGUGGCCGCCAUGGACGUCGUGGCCAAGCGCGGCGGGGAGCAGCCGGGCCUCGCGCGCAGCCUCGUCAUGCUGCUCGCCAACCUCACCCAGGUCGACUCCGGCGUCGCGGCCCUCCUCCAGGUUGGAGAUGAAAAGAUGCAAGGACUGUAUGUUGCAAAGCUUGUGCGGUCAUUCUGCAGGUCAUCCAGUGAGUCUGAAGAGGAAGAUAUCUUUGAACAUGUUGCUUCUAUAUUAGUGAACAUCUCAAAGGUUGAAGCUGGAAGGAGAAUACUGAUGGAACCUAAGAGAGGCCUUUUAAAACAGAUUAUACGGCAAUCUGAUUCAACAAACCAACUUAGAAAGAAAGGGGUUGUUAGCACCAUCCGUAACUGUUGCUUUGAAGCUGAUACCCAAAUACAAAAUUUGCUCUCUCUAGCAGAAUAUAUUUGGCCAGCUCUACUUUUGCCCGUAGCUGGAAAGAAGAUCUACAGUGAAGAAGAUAGAUCAAAAAUGCCUCCUGAGCUUGCAAAUGCACUCUCCCAUGAACGAGAGGCUGUUGAGAACUCUGAAAUUCGGCAACAGGCACUUGAGGCUAUUUAUAUGAUUGUCCUUCAGGAUGAAGGACGAAGGGCUUUUUGGUCAGUCAAUGGUCCGCGAAUACUGCAGGUUGGUUAUGAAGACGAGGAGGACCCAAAAGUGAUGGAAGCAUACGAGUUAAUUGGAUCUCUGCUUGUUGGCAAGGGUGAUGAUGAGCAAGAUCAAGAACAAGGAGGACAGAAGCCUUAAUUUCUGCUGUUUAGAAAAAAAAAAUUCAGUCCUCCAUCGUGUACAAUAUUCUUCUAUUUAUCAGUUGUUGCAAAAACUGGGCUACAUUGCAAUGCUACCGUAAUCAAUUGUUGUAUUAUGGACAAAAUUUUUUUGCACCAUUUGGCAGGUUUUUCCCUGGCUUAAAGCUAUCAAGAGUUCUCCAUACAAUUAUGUAAGAACAUGGAGAAAUAUGCAUAAACAGAGCAAUUUGCCCACUUUUCAUCGAAA
Molecule: messenger RNA, 1393 nt
Organism: Oryza sativa Japonica Group (Japanese rice)
Lineage: Eukaryota; Viridiplantae; Streptophyta; Magnoliopsida; Poales; Poaceae
Molecular function (GO): protein binding
Source: RefSeq, a predicted model, not a curated record